AUGGUGAUUGACUGGCCUGCACUCUCCAUACGUUGCACAUUUCUCGCUAUUCUCUGCCAAGCCUCGAGUGAAGAAUUAUUUCCGACCGACGAGGCAAUAACACUUGGAGUUGAACAAAAAACAACAAAUGUUCUUCUCUAUCUGCAUGGUGGGGACAUUAGCUGGACUAACGCAGCAAGAAACCAGAGUCAGAGUGCAGAGUCUAUGGAGCACCACUUAUUGAACCGUAAACACUAG
Necator americanus (New World hookworm) is the source of this 237-nucleotide messenger RNA. RefSeq lists its product as uncharacterized. Lineage: Eukaryota; Metazoa; Nematoda; Chromadorea; Rhabditida; Ancylostomatidae. The transcript is spliced from 2 exons. The coding region runs from base 1 to 237 and encodes 78 amino acids. The record is from RefSeq and is a predicted model, not a curated record.